Messenger RNA from Arabidopsis thaliana (thale cress), 1553 nucleotides. Its product is annotated as splicing factor Prp18 family protein. Gene Ontology annotation, biological process: RNA splicing. The record is from RefSeq and is marked reviewed. The transcript has 2 exons. NCBI's taxonomy places the organism in Eukaryota, Viridiplantae, Streptophyta, Magnoliopsida, Brassicales, Brassicaceae. Gene Ontology annotation, cellular component: spliceosomal complex; nucleus. Bases 81 to 1343 code for a protein of 420 amino acids.
AAAUUUCAUUAUCUCCCGUCGUCGCGACCUUCUCAGACAACAGAACCAAAUCCUCGGCGGCGAUUGAAGAAACCUUUCCGAUGGAUCUGCUCAGGGAAGAGAUUCUGAAGAAACGUAAGAGUCUAGCUGAGGAAUCUGGUGGUAAGAAGUUCUUCAAGCGGUCUGAGAUCGAGCAGAAGAAAAUCCAGAAGCUUCGAGAGGAAGAACGACGCGAGCACGAGCUUAAGGCUCAGCGGAGAGCCGCCGCCGCCGCUUCCGGUGGAGAUGGAAAAUCAUCCGGCUCUGCUCCUGGUUCUUCUAACGCAGCUACGUCUGCGUCUUCCAAAUCCUCUGCAUCGGACGCUGCUGCUAUCGCCGAUUCAAAAGCCCUAACCGACGAAAACCUAAUUCUCCCGAGGCAGGAAGUGAUUCGUCGUUUGAGAUUCCUUAAGCAGCCGAUGACUCUCUUCGGAGAAGAUGAUCAAUCGCGGCUCGAUCGACUCAAGUACGUUUUGAAGGAAGGAUUGUUCGAGGUUGAUAGUGAUAUGACUGAAGGACAGACGAAUGAUUUCUUGCGUGACAUCGCAGAGCUUAAGAAGAGGCAGAAGAGUGGUAUGAUGGGAGAUAGGAAGAGGAAGAGUAGAGAUGAGAGAGGAAGAGACGAAGGUGAUAGAGGUGAAACAAGGGAAGAUGAACUUAGUGGUGGUGAAUCGAGUGAUGUUGAUGCUGAUAAAGAUAUGAAACGUUUGAAAGCUAACUUUGAGGAUCUAUGCGAUGAGGAUAAGAUCCUUGUGUUUUAUAAGAAGCUGUUGAUUGAAUGGAAACAGGAGCUUGAUGCGAUGGAGAACACUGAGAGGAGAACUGCAAAAGGGAAACAGAUGGUAGCCACUUUUAAGCAGUGUGCUAGGUAUCUAGUUCCUCUCUUCAACUUAUGCAGGAAGAAGGGUUUACCAGCUGACAUUCGUCAAGCUUUAAUGGUGAUGGUUAACCACUGCAUAAAGCGAGACUACCUUGCUGCAAUGGACCACUACAUCAAACUAGCUAUCGGGAACGCGCCAUGGCCUAUUGGAGUGACUAUGGUUGGUAUUCACGAACGUUCAGCUCGAGAGAAGAUUUACACCAACAGUGUUGCUCACAUCAUGAACGAUGAAACCACUCGCAAGUAUCUUCAGUCAGUUAAAAGACUGAUGACUUUCUGUCAAAGACGUUAUCCAACUAUGCCUUCUAAAGCCGUUGAGUUCAAUAGCUUAGCCAACGGAAGCGACUUACAGUCUUUGCUAGCCGAAGAGAGAUUCUUUGGUGGUAAUCGUGAACAGGUCUCAGAGGAGAGACUCCGGCUCAUGCCUUCUCAGAGCGAAAGCUAGUCUUACUGUGUUUUCUGCUUUGUUGUGUUUUUAUUUUUGUAUCAAAACGUUGACUCUGUAUUAUCGUCUAUUUAAAACGUUGACCUGAUUGUCUAGUCUUAUGUGGCAUGUGGGAAACAUAUCCAAACUCAUAAAACGACAUGGCCUAAAGAUCUAGUAAGGGUAAGAGGAGAAUCGAAUCUUGGAACCUUAUUGGUCCAAAUGGUAUGA